Molecule: messenger RNA, 2067 nt
Organism: Angiostrongylus costaricensis
Lineage: Eukaryota; Metazoa; Nematoda; Chromadorea; Rhabditida; Metastrongylidae
Source: the annotation of a GenBank genome assembly
AUGGAUAGAAUCAGCACCGGUAUAGGUUCGUGCACCUGCUCAUUCUUCUAUCCGAACAACAAGGAUAUCUUGUACGCUGGAAAUUUUCACAAAGCAGGUACAAAGAUCAACGCCAAGAAGGGUACGAACGACGAUAGCUGCCCAAGAAGGAAAUGUCAGUCGUCCGAAGCCAAGAGCGACCCAAAACUUAAGCAACUAUGCAACACAUCGUACACGUGGGACAUCUUUCCAACCUACGACAUCUUUAAGGUGAACGAAUACGGAAAUGUCAUCGCUCAACUCACCAACAACAAUGUAUACGAUGCAGAAGCAGUAGUCAGUCCAGAUGGAACGAAAAUAGUUUACACCAGUAUGGAAAAUGGCGACCUCGACCUCUACGUUAUGGAUAUUGACGGUUCCAAUAAGAAACAGCUCACAGACGUUUUGGGUUAUGACGGUGGUGGAUUUUUCUCUGCUGACAAUAAGAAGAUCGUUUUUCGUGCUAGUAGACCGAAAACGAAGGAAGAGGUUCAGAAAUACCAGGAAUUGCUUCAUUACAAUCUAGUUUCCCCGACAGAAAUGGAGCUCUAUGUCAUCAAUGUGGACGGAUCGGAUUUGCGCCCUGUGUUCAACAACAGAUUGGGUCGUGCCAACUGGGCCCCCUACUAUCUACCGGACAAUAAAAGGAUCAUUUUUAGUUCCAACUUUAACUCUACCGGUUCUGACUAUAACUCCUUCGACCUUUACCUUGUUAAUGAAGAUGGGACGAAUCUAGAGAAGAUCACUUAUGACGAGAAUAAUUUCGACUCCUUUCCCAUGUUUUCUCACAAAGGCGAUAAAAUCGUAUGGGCUUCUUCUCGAGGGUCAGGGAAGCCCACAGAUAUUAAUAUAUUUAUAGCUGACUGGGCGGUUAGUGUGCCUUGGCAGAACACAAUCACAACUUCUGUUGACGGUGUAGUACAUUUUAAUGGCGAACGACACUUUAAAAACGUGAAACAACUUACAUUUGGCGGACAAAACGCUGAGGGUUACUUCAGCUAUGAUGACUCGAAACUGACUCUUCAAGCUACUGGCUAUGGAACUGACUGCGACCAGAUUUAUGAACUCGACCUUGACGUUGAUCCCCGCGCACAGUUUAUGCGGAGAGUUAGCACUGGUCUCGGUUCGACCACAUGUUCGUUCUUCUUCAACGAAAGGAGUAACGAUCACCGACUUUACGCCGGAAAUUUCUGGAACGUGAAUGUCUCCUCCUUUCCCGAUGUUUCAAAGACAUGUCCUAAGAAGAAAUGUCGGAAUCCGGGUAGCAUAACCGACCCGGUCCUCAAGCAUCUCUGUAAUACAUCGUACACUUGGGAUAUCUUUCCCGACUACGAUAUUUUCAAGGUGAAUAAAUUCGGCAACAUUGCUCAACAACUCACUGACCAUCCUGGAUACGAUGCCGAAGCGGUAUUGAGCCCGGACGGCAAGUUGAUUGCAUUUACGUCCAUUCGUUCUGGAGACCUGGACCUUUGGAUCAUGAAUUCUGAUGGCACUGAUCUCAGACAAGUCACCAACGAUUUGGGUUAUGAUGGGGGAGCGUUUUUUUCUCCAGACGGCAAACGUUUAGUAUUUCGUGCCAGUAGACCGAAAUCUCGUGAUGAUAUCGCUAAGUACAAAAAAUUGCUGGAGUACAACCUCGUCGAGCCGGUGUCGAUGGAACUUUUUGUUGUGGACUUGGAUGGCUCUAAUCUUAGGCAGGUCACACAUCUCGGUGGAUCCAACUGGGCUCCAUACUACUUAGCUGACAACAAACGAAUCGUCUUCAGUUCCAAUUAUGAGAACAGUGGAAGCGGAUUCGGAGCGUUUGCACUUUACCUUAUCAACGAUGAUGGAAGUGGUCUGGAGCGGAUCACUUUUGGUGAUAAACAUGAGUUCAACUCGUUCCCGAUGAUGAAUCACGCUGGCACAAAACUGGUGUGGGGAUCGAGCAGAAAUGGCUCCAGUCAGCACGAGCUGAACCUCUUCCUGGCCGACUGGACAGAUGAAAGUCACUCGGUAGCCAGUAUCUCUGUCAUGGUGCCUAUUCUGCUGAUUUUUCUUGCCAUCUAG